AUGGGUCGUCAGGCUUACUUGAACCGGCUGGCUUUGGGCCGGUCACCUUAUGAACCACCAGAGACUGCUGCUGUGGACCCAUCAAGUCCGGUCCGAAGAGUCUCUAACAUUCACUCUGACAGCUACAUGCAACAAUAUGAUGCGCGAGGCCACCCGGUCAACCCUGAAUCCAAGACGCUUGGACGAGAACUUCGACGCGCAAAAAAUGACAUUCUUUCUACCAUGGGGAUUGUUGUCAGUGGAGAAGAUCGAAAUUCCAGCAGUCCCAAUGAGCAGCAGAAACUCAACCAGAUUGCAACAGAAAAUGAUUUCGGGUUGGUGAUCACCACCGCUGACCAGCUGGCUUCAUUCUUUACGACCUGGUUCUCCUCGUCCCUGGCUGGCCGCAUUCAGACAUUCAAACAUUACACCCAUGCUGCUCUGUUAGAUGUCAUACGAUCUGAACGUGGAGCAACAGGAGUCUUCGGCUUUUACCUCGCUGGAAUCCCCGCUUGGGUGGUCACCAGCGGUCUGUCUAUUGCUCGUGAUAGCCCCCUGAAGCGUUUGUUUGCCACAGUGGGGGACCUUAUUGACUUGACGGGAAAUAACCAUUUGUCUCUCGGCAUUCGAUCUCUUUUCGUCAUUGCAUAUUCCACACUCCGGAGCUCAAUACUUCUCUUAUCUAUCGAGACCUACAUGUACUCGCUUCUCCAGUCACUCGCAAUCAUACCGUCAAAUUCCGUACCCAGCCUUAAUCUUAUGAUUCCAUUUAGAGAACAGUCUUUGAUUCGGUUGCCAUCUUUCCCCACCGACUUUUCUGUUCCCUCUAUUGGUGGCUUCCUUGUCGGUCUCUUGACCUCUCCUGGGGUAUUGACUUUCCUUUUUGCCUUUUAUCUGCGCCCCAAUCUGGAGGAACGAAUCUACCGACUGAUUCGUCGUCAACUCCCAAAGCCGAUGAUUGCAGAUGAACUUUCAAUUAGAGUCGCCUAUGAUGAGAACCUUGUUGACUGGGUAGUUCCCACCCUAGGCCGUAGGGCAGAAGAGGAAACCCGCCGUGCCAAGCUCUCAUUACUGGAUGAUAUUAAAUGCGAACUGGCCUCUUUUCGAGGAUGGGUCUUCUCGUUCUUCAACCUCUUCUCAAAACAAAACCUAGCCUCAAACACAAAGCUCAAUCCAAAUCCUCGUGCUAUUGACACGUUGAAUCAAGAACGAAUCGAAAAUCUUCGGAACUCCAUCGAAUCUUUACAACAUCAACUAGAGGAAGUUCAGCUUCGCAACAACCACUUUUCUGGUGUCCUGGCUCAUUCCCACUUUGGGACGGCUGAUUCGGGUUCACCUGCUGCUGCACAAAUGUCUGAAAUCACCGAAGAAGACCUAGACCUUGGCAUAAACCAGGUACUUACCAACGAAAAUCGCAUGUCCCAAUCUCCUGGGGAGAUGAGCAAUGAUUUCUUUUCGGAAAUGGCGACGCUUGGCAGGACAAGCGCGCAAUCCACAGAGUCAAGUUCUCAGAGCCUACCGAAUAAUACCAACUCGGGGAGCGCCGCCAUGGAUCGACAUAAUUCUCGUUCUAAUACUCUUUUCUCUCAUCCAUCUUCGCCGGAGAGCUCUCCGCCGACUUCGCCCCGUGUCAGGGCUUCGCUUAUACACCAGAGCUCUGACAUUAUUACAAUGCAACUUGAGUUACUCGGUAAUCGCACCCGUAACCCUCCAACCGAUGCCUCUGUUCGAAACUCGCAGAUUCCAAGAUUUGGUCAUGGCAACCAAGGAUUACGCCCUUCCUCAACAACUAUGGAUCGCCGAUCAAUAGCUGAGUUCCUCGAGUCAUUGAUAAUGAACCAGGCUCAACAUCAAGCGAUCCAUCAAACUCGACGUACAGAUAUCGAUGAUAUUUCAAACAUAUCGCCGACUGCAAGUAGUACAACACAGGAUAUGCCUGUUUCUGAAACCAGUGCUCGGAACUCUGGGCAAGAUGUUCCCGGCUCUGCUUCUGUCCCUCCGAACCCUGUAUUAGAUAACAUUUUGACCGAUGAGAGCCGUGUUUCUACCGCUAUUGAAACGACGGCAGCUUCCACUGCUCAUACCCUUCUCCCAGAUGGCGUUGAAGAGCCAAGUGAUGAAGAGUCUGACAAUCAAAUACCUGUAGCUGUUGGCGCACUCCAAAUUUCAGACACUCAAACUGAUCUUACUGAUCAACCAAUCUCAUCUUCGCGCCUGCAGGGCCUGUCUCUUGUCAAUAAUCCAUCCGGCGCUCACCGAAUCACUUUACUAUCCGCCCAUCCGGUCGAUUCACUUGCAUCUCAUUUGGCAGCCUUUAUUAGUGCCAUUAUUCUUUCCCCCUCGAAACUCUCUGCCUUCGCUCAUUAG
Messenger RNA from Penicillium macrosclerotiorum, 2346 nucleotides. RefSeq lists its product as uncharacterized. Bases 1 to 2346 code for a protein of 781 amino acids. Lineage: Eukaryota; Fungi; Ascomycota; Eurotiomycetes; Eurotiales; Aspergillaceae. The transcript is spliced from 4 exons. The record is from RefSeq and is a predicted model, not a curated record.